GGAGGCCGUGCUUAACCACUUUUAGAGUAAGCCUGAUAAAUAGGGGAACAAUACUACUUUGCUGACAAGAUAACCAUGUCGAAUACCAGUCGUCGCGAUAUUUGGGUGCCCAGUCCCGCCAUAAUACUGCAUCAGCUGCAAUCCAACGAGGAUGUGUCCGAUGAAUCCACCCUGGAAUACCAUGAGGAAUCCAACCAGGCGUGGCGCGAACAAUACUUGGCCAAAAACAUGGCUAGUAUGGGAGUCGGGUUCGAGUUCGUGAACUCAACUUCUCGCUACAUGAGCUCCCUAAGCAGCACCCAGGAUGACGACACAGAGAACCACGUGAUUGGUAAUUCAUCUUCCAGCAUCGUCUAUCGAGCUUGGCCCACCAUCCGAAUCCCCCGUCUCGAAAUUCAGUCUUAUAGUUCCGGGUCGGAUGACGAGAAUCUGAUCCAGCACCUGGCGUAAUCCAAAUGCCAUUUAUUCCCAAAAUUCCCCGUGUUUGAGAGCCUUAUCCGAUUUCCUCGUUUCCCUCAUCAGGAUACUCCUGCCUGUCCCACCGCUGCCGCAUCUGAGCUCCAAUGAAUCCGGACUGGACGCGCGAUGCCCUUAAUUGUGGUCUUUUAUAGUUUGGAAUUAAAUUGCAUUUCAUCUUGUUUUGUUUGCUGCCUCUUAAAUCAAAAGACCUUCGUCUAGGCUCUCUGAACCUGAA
Messenger RNA from Drosophila sechellia, 694 nucleotides. RefSeq lists its product as uncharacterized. NCBI's taxonomy places the organism in Eukaryota, Metazoa, Arthropoda, Insecta, Diptera, Drosophilidae. The record is from RefSeq and is a predicted model, not a curated record. The transcript has a single exon. Bases 76 to 450 code for a protein of 124 amino acids.